AUGUCUUCUGCCGGCCAUCACCAUCAUCACCACCAUCACCACCAUGGACAUCAGCACGCUCUCGGGCAUGCCGAUCUCGCCCAGGCGAACAAGGAAUACUUCAACGAGAACAAGCAUCUUUUCCAAGAGUGGCCUCAUGCCCAGGAACGACGCGAAAGGACUAUUGCGGCACUCUUGAAUUACAACAAGCUCGACAAGGAGAGCACGACCGUCCUCGAGUUCGCCUGUGGGAGCGGUCUAAUCGCUGCUGGAAUCCUUCCACAUGUCAAGAGUGUCGUCGGUGUAGACAUCAGUGACGAAGCCAUUAAGAUGCUCAAUGAAAAGGCUGAACAAGAUGGAACUCCGGAUCGUUUCAAGGGCGUCUGCGCGAACAUCGAAAGUGAUAAAGACGCACUCCAAGGACAAACCUUCGAUCUGAUCUAUUGCUCGUCAGCUUACCACCACUUCGAGAAUCCGUCAGCAAUCACGAAGGUGUUGGCAUCCUACUUGAAGUCGAAUGGUUCCUUGGUCGUCAUCGACAACGUCUUCACCGGAGAAGGAGUCCCAGAUACCCACAAGCAUAUCGUCGCUUACCAAGGGUUCUCAGAGGGCGACAUGAAGAGGAUCUUCUCUGAUGGCGGGUUGGAAAUGACUUUGUACGAAGUGAUCCCACCUAGCAAGCAAGGCGAUUCGGAUGUCUUCUUCGCGAAAGGUGUCCCUAAGGCUUGA
Coprinopsis cinerea okayama7#130 is the source of this 708-nucleotide messenger RNA. RefSeq lists its product as hypothetical. NCBI's taxonomy places the organism in Eukaryota, Fungi, Basidiomycota, Agaricomycetes, Agaricales, Psathyrellaceae. The record is from RefSeq and is a predicted model, not a curated record. The coding region runs from base 1 to 708 and encodes 235 amino acids. The transcript has 4 exons. Gene Ontology annotation, molecular function: S-adenosylmethionine-dependent methyltransferase activity.